AUGGAUCGGCAGGUGAACGCGCCGCCGGAGGUGCGUCGUGUAAUCGACUUUCUGCGGACCAAGUCCGGGAUGAAAGUGCGUCCCGGCGUGCUGAACGGCCAACGUGCGGACUACUUUAAGGGCAGCGCGGCGAUCAAGGCGGUGCUUUCGCCCGAGUAUGCCAAGCUCAAGGGCGUCCCCAAGGUUACGAGCGAGGAGGAGGCCGAGAAGAUGCUGCACCAGACGCUCCCGUAUGCCUUCUUUCUGCGUGUGGAGCGCGGCGAGAAGCCCGGCAAGGACCAGGGCGACCGCCGCCCCCUCCAGGUGAACCAGAUGCAGCUCUUUGAGAAGGACAUGUACUACGCGUGGUUCUACGAGGGCUCGCAGCUCAUGAUGAAGCUCGCGGGUCUCGGCAUGAUUGUCGUGAUGCUCGCUGCGGUCAUGUUCCCGCUGUGGCCGCGCGUGAUGCGCCUUGGCGUGUGGUACUUGAGCAUGGUCAUCCUGGGGCUGUUUGGCCUGCUGAUGGUCAUUGCCGUGCUCCGCCUCAUCUUUUGGGUGUUUUCCAUCGUGGCCUUCCCGCCCGGCAUCUGGAUCUUCCCGAACCUGUUUGCCGACGUCGGCGUGAUCGAGUCGUUUAUCCCGCUCUGGGCGUGGGACGUGCCGCCGCCCAAGCCCAAGGCCAAGAAGGCCAAGAAGGCCAAGAAGUCGAAGCGCGCCGACGCCGCGGCGCCCGACGCCGCGCCGGACGCUGCGGCGGAGCCCGUGGAAGAGAACGCACCGGCCCACGGCCUUGAAUCCUCCAUCUCCGAUCUGAACUAG
This is a messenger RNA of Malassezia japonica, 798 nucleotides long. RefSeq names its product Translocation protein S62 (gene SEC62). NCBI's taxonomy places the organism in Eukaryota, Fungi, Basidiomycota, Malasseziomycetes, Malasseziales, Malasseziaceae. Bases 1 to 798 code for a protein of 265 amino acids. The transcript is spliced from 2 exons. Gene Ontology annotation, cellular component: endoplasmic reticulum membrane; endoplasmic reticulum. The record is from RefSeq and is a predicted model, not a curated record. Gene Ontology annotation, biological process: post-translational protein targeting to membrane, translocation.